CAGCCAUGACUGUGCUGUACCAGUGAGGGGGGAAACCUGGGAGGAACAAGGAUGGGCUCUGCGGAAGGAGGAGCUGCAGUGUAAGCUGUCCUGUGAUUGGUCAGCCGUGCCUUCUGCCUGCCUGCAAAACCUUGUCUAAUUGGUUGAUUUCCUUUGCAAUGAGCACAGCAGCUGCAGUUGUGAAGACUCAGACCUUCUCUCCUUGCCCUCUCUCUCCUCUCUCUCUUUCCUCCUUCUCCUCCGACUUUUUCCCUCCACAUCAAUAACUGCCUGGGAAUCAUCUGUGUUCGCCACAUGUACCAGCCUGUGCCACUUCAAGGACAGAGCGUUCCGUCAAUAUUGCGGCGGGGAUUUAUGUCAACGGGACAACAAGCAAGGACACCCAGGAGACCAGUCAGUGAGGAGGAUAAGAAGAGAAGGCACAGCAGGAAGGAUGAGAAGGAGACUGAAGUAAAAGGAGGAAGUGGAACUUGUGAAGUGCCUACUGCACACGGUUGUCUGCCGGCGUCUGUGUUUUGCUGGAUGAAGGCAGGACAGAGUCCACUGUGUGUUUGGCCUUGAAUCGAGGUGAUAUUUUACCCUGACAGCCACAGAGUCAUCCAUCCUGUGCUGCUGAGCUGCAGUCCCCACAUCGCCUGAGCCUCUACAACCGCCUCGUCACAUGAGUGUGAUGAAAGCAUCCCUAUAAGGCUCUGCUGGUUUGUUCCACAGAAACCUUCCUUUCCAGGCUGUUUAUAAACACAACUAGCUCUGUAGAGGCUGCCACAGCCUGGGCCAUGUUGACGUGACUAUAACAUUGACGUACCAUGGGUGUCCUUUGAUUCAGACGUAAGGACGGCAUGCUCAACAACAUAUCCAAGCAGUCCAGAAUGAUAUCCUCAAAGUAGUUUCUUUUUUCUGCUGGUUUUUUUUUUCUCCAGUUGAGUCAGAGCUGGCCUCUGCUCACGGCCAAGGCCCUCCAUGUCACCCCAGUGAAACCUCAGCUGCCACAUUUCCCAGGAAAAACCAACAGACACCCCCCACAAUACGUUGAUCAGGAGGACUGACUGCUUAUUUGUGCAGAGAAAACACUAUUUUUGCCUCCGUUUCCAGUAUUUUUCCGCUCUUGCGUUAUCGUUAGUCACCUUCACACGGCUCAGACACUUUUCCAUCUGUCUGGCUCCACCACUGUUCCCUGUUGUAUCUCUUAUGGCUGUCAGCAUGACCAUGGGACGCGACACCAAAUGGCUGACCCUGGAAGUGUGUCGGGAGUUUCAGAGAGGUACCUGCUCCAGGUCCGACACCGAGUGUAAGUUUGCACACCCGUCCCGAAGCUGCCAUGUGGAGAACGGCCGAGUCAUUGCCUGCUUUGACUCACUGAAGGGCCGCUGCACACGUGAGAACUGCAAAUACCUGCACCCACCUCCACACCUGAAAACCCAGCUGGAGAUCAACGGGAGGAACAACUUGAUCCAGCAGAAGGCUGCGGCAGCCAUGUUGGCCCAACAGAUGCAGUUCAUGCUGCCAGGAGCACAGCUGCAACCCAUAACCACAUUUCCGGUUACACACUCCCUGGCAACCAGUCCCAGUAUGUCGUUCAGUCCCUAUCUGAGCCACAUGGGCCCAGGCAUGGGCCUGAUGCCUGAACUGCUGCCCAGCGCUCCCCUUCUGGUUCCUGGGAGUCCCUCAGGCCUGGCAGCCAUGGGCAACGGCACCUCUGCACAAAAACAUGUGCGCGCAGACAAGCUGGAGGUUUGUCGGGAAUUCCAACGUGGUAACUGCACAAGAGGAGAGAACGAUUGCCGCUACGCUCACCCCCUGGAGGCAGGGAUGGUGGACUGCAACGAGAACUCGGUCAUCGUCUGCAUGGAUUACAUCAAGGGCCGCUGUAGCAGAGACAAGUGCAAAUAUUUUCAUCCCCCUGCUCACCUGCAGGCCCGGAUCAAGGCUGCACAGCACCAAGCCAGUCAGAACACAAUCACCAACACAGGCCUGGCUCUGCCACCAGGGGUCAUGCAGCCGCUACCAAAGAGGUCGAUCUUAGAGAAGAGCAACAACGGAGCUGCGUCUGCUGUCUUUAACCCCAAUGUGUUUCACUACCAGCAGGCUCUGGCCAACAUGCAGCUGCAGCCUACAGCCUUUAUUCCCACCGUAGAGUCGUCAGAGCUUUUGACGUCUGACCCAGUGGAGCUCCAGUGUGUUCCCAUGGAAACCCAUUUCUGUCCUGUGCCCAAACUGCUGGUGGCGGCUCCAGUGGCACUAAACUCAGUAAGCCUUUCCCGAAACACCAGUUUAAGUCCCUAAAACCUGACAGUAGGGCGGCCAUCUUUCUGAAUGCAGCAAACAUGUGCCUCACCCACACUGCACACACACUGACUGAGUGGCCAAGUCAAACAUCAUCAUGUAGAAGCAGCAAAAAAAAAAAAAGAAAAAGAAAAAAUCUGCGAUGGUUCAGGCAAUACAGCAGCCAUACUGAUGGAUUCUGACUUGACCAGGCCGAGCAACGGAGCUCCGUCAUACAGCCAUACAUGCUCACACCUUAAAGGUACAGCAGACAACACACACACACACACACACACACACACACACACACACACACAUAGGACUAAAGCCCUUUAUAAGUUGGAGCCAUCACGUUAGGUGAUCCAAUGAAAAUUGGAAAAUAAAAUGUUAGCGUUGGACCGUUAGAGUCCUUAAGAAGUUAAGAGUGUUUCAUGUCCUGUUGUAUUUAUGUUUAAAGAAAGCAAAAAAAAUUAACAUUUGUGUGAAACCAUUUUGUUUGUUCUAAUUUCCCCACAUGACCCGAUGUCACGUCAGUCACUCAUUAUUAGUUUUUUGUGUGUGCCUUUGAUUUAUCAGCUCAGCUGCAGAGGAGACUCAUGUUCCAAAAGUAAUCCAAAUUUUUUAACUUCACUGAAAGAAUCCCACAACCCCAGGAUAUUACUAACUGAAAAUAGAGAGUUUGACGGCAGGUUGGGUAAAUGUAUGAUAUCAGGAGAUGAGUGGAGAGAUUUUGACAUGCGGUUGUUGAUGUUCUGAAGUAUAGACACAAACUGCAGAAAAAGUCGUUUUGAAUAAGAUGUGUUAGCUCCUGACUGCUGAGUACUGAUUGUCUAAUUGCUGCAAAAUGUACUUUGCAUCAGAACCUGAACUGAACAGUAAUUGUUUCUGUGUGUGUGUGUGUGUGUGUGUGUGGUGUUUUUUUUUUUUUUAUGUGACCUUACAACAGUAAACCUUGGUUCCCCCUACAGUCCAAGUUACCAGAACUCUAACCCAGGGAUGGGCAUUUCUAGAAAAUAUUAUUCUGGAUGAAUCAAUCUUAAAUUCAUUAUAAUAUACAUUUUUAUAACAAAAUGUAUUUUUAUGGCUCAGACUCAAACCCCACUCCAAGUUUUAGCUUGGUUUUAUCAAGUUACCUGUUCAGGUCAGACAUCUCUGCUCAUGUUGGUUGUUCUACUUUUAACUGGAUCAGAACGACCACUGUGGACUCUGUGUUAGUCUUUUCUGCAGUGCAGCAGCUAGUGCUCUACUGCCCCCAUGUGGCAACAUGACAGAUCACGUGAGCCAGCGGUAUUGAGGUUCACUUCUGAUGCUGCUCACUAUUGGAAACAUCAGCUAAACAUCUAACACAGUAAGGAAUGUUGACCAUGAAGAUGAGCUGCUGCAAGUCUGCUGAACUUCACAAAGACUUACGAUGUAAUGUGGUUGUCAGUAAUUUUCUAAAAAAAAAGUACAAUUUGGGAUUUUCUCUCACAACUAUCUCCUGGGUUUACAGAGAAUGGUAUGGUGUGAUUGGUCUAGUUGUCCACAUUAGGUGUGUAGAUGUGUAUCUCUGAAUGCAAAACAAGUUGAACCUUGAAGUAGAAGCAAAACAAAGCAGCUGAAUUGAUGGCAGUUAGUUGUCCUGAAGUCACAGACUGAUUGACUUGAUUGAACCAGUCGACUGUUUGACCAGUUAUGCCCAUCCCUUCUCAAAGCCGACUACUAAUGAGAGUCAAACAUAGACCCGCAGACCCUUAGUUGGUCCAUUUGAAACCUUUAAGUCUGAUGUCAGGUGGAAGCUUGACUCAUUUCCUGAUGUUGUGCCUCGUCUUUGUGCCAAGUGGUACUUUAUGCAAGGAGCUGCCCCAGUUUUAAUGCAAUACCAGAAAAAUGCCCCCCAUCCUCACCCCCGUCUCUCUAAUGCAGACAUGUAUUUUUCAAAGAUUCUUGUGUUAUUAUCUCCUUUUACAUUGAAUGAGUGGCACAAGGUUUUCUGUUCCGCGCCUCUUCAGGGAGAAAGAUUAAAACUUGAAAAUGUCCUGUCUGAAUUUAGAAUUGUGACGUCUUUUCUACGAAUGUGACGUGUUUGUCUCAAGUCGCCAGACUCUAAAUAUGACGGAGUGACAGUUUCCAGACAGUUGGUAAAAGUCAGUGAGAAAGAGUAGAAAUCAUGUUUGAUGACAAAUGAUGAAGAAAAGCGACAAAGCAAGUUGGAUUCUGAUUUUUUAAAAUUCUGUAAAGAAUUACAGGCAUUUAAACUUUGGGCUGAAAAUAACUAAACUCCAAAUUCAAAUGUGCCUCCUUCAAGUCUCCUCAGACCUCUGCUGUCAAUACACUGUAAGAACAGACUAGUGGUCAAAGAUAGGUGUGUUUAUUUGGUGCAUAAUCACAGUAAUAAAUUAUAUCUGUACUUGUUUUUCUCUCUCUCUCUCUGAGACAGCUGUGCUGUCUCCAUAUUAAUGUAAAAUUAAUGAAUCUGUGUGUCGUGUGUGUAAUUAACUGUGUUGAAAGAGACGACGAAUCACAUGUUUGUAAAUGCUGCAGAUAUAACAACAUUGUCCCACUGAACAUUACCGUUACUUUGAUAAAUGUCAACGUGUCGUGAAUGUAACUAAUGCAAAAACUCAACACGUGCCGCUCUUAAAGACAGGCAUGCUGAAAUGUAAGAAGUCACUAUAAAUAGGCUGUUUCUUAGGUCACUAAGGUUCCACACUGAUACUGUGUUAAGACAUAUUCAAGUAUGUGUAUUGUUCUAUAGAUUAUAUUCAGUGUCAGUGACUGAUGUGACUACUUUUAGAAAUAUCUUAUCUCUCUGAGACAAAGUAGAGCUGAGUUAUACUUGUACUUCCAAGUACAAGUGUGUAUCAUACAGAUACAUUUCUGUGCCUGUUGUAUCUCCCGACAGUCACUUUUUGUUCCCCGACACCCGAUAUAACCCAACGGCCCACGAUGCAUCUAUAAACAACGAUAAAAUUAUCGGGCGACAUUGAAAUCAGCUCGAUCCUCUCUACGUAUUUGUUUUGUUAUUAUGGUUAGCUGUGCUGUGGUCUUUCUACUGUGAUGUCAUACUCACUUGUUGGGGUGAACUACAUUAGAAAGUUUUAACAGAGCAGUAAAUGGAAGUACACACUACAGUGAACUUCUACUUUCCCUAUCUACUCCCACUAUUUCCACAAAAUAAUGCAGAUCAUUGUUUUUUUAUGAUUCCUGCCAAGAUGGCUGACUCACAGUGAACUAAGAUGCACAAGAGGGUGUUGUCAGGGGGUAAGUGUAGUGAGACAUGUAAAACCAAAUACCCUUUGUUUUCAUUUUUUCUUUUUUUUUAGGUGUUUUUGUUGUCUCUCUGUAUGUAAACACAUCCGAUCUCUCUGUUCAACCUGUGGAUGAUUGAUUCAGCAUCCGUUUGUUUGUUUUUAAAAUAUCACCUUGUCUCUCAAUUAUUUGUAAAAAAAAAAAAAAAAAAAAAUUGUGUAAUUAAAUGACAUAGGGUUUAAAUCUGAAUCCAACCGAGAAAAUUACAGCAUGGAAAUGAAAUAAUAUAGAAUUCCGUGAUGGUUAGCAAAAAAAAAAACAAAUGAAUGAUUUAGGCAACAGAAAAGACAAUAUGGCUCUCUUUGAUAUAAUAAU
Cynoglossus semilaevis (tongue sole) is the source of this 5868-nucleotide messenger RNA. It is a transcript of the gene mbnl3, whose product is annotated as muscleblind-like splicing regulator 3. The coding region runs from base 1189 to 2283 and encodes 364 amino acids. Gene Ontology annotation, biological process: regulation of RNA splicing. Gene Ontology annotation, cellular component: nucleoplasm; cytoplasm. The transcript is spliced from 7 exons. Lineage: Eukaryota; Metazoa; Chordata; Actinopteri; Pleuronectiformes; Cynoglossidae. The record is from RefSeq and is a predicted model, not a curated record. Gene Ontology annotation, molecular function: RNA binding; metal ion binding.